Drosophila guanche is the source of this 4460-nucleotide messenger RNA. It is a transcript of the gene Su(Tpl), whose product is annotated as RNA polymerase II elongation factor Ell. Gene Ontology annotation, molecular function: cis-regulatory region sequence-specific DNA binding. NCBI's taxonomy places the organism in Eukaryota, Metazoa, Arthropoda, Insecta, Diptera, Drosophilidae. The transcript has 5 exons. Gene Ontology annotation, cellular component: transcription elongation factor complex. Gene Ontology annotation, biological process: snRNA transcription by RNA polymerase II; transcription elongation by RNA polymerase II; positive regulation of transcription elongation by RNA polymerase II. Bases 1019 to 4357 code for a protein of 1112 amino acids. The record is from RefSeq and is a predicted model, not a curated record.
CAUUGUUGCUUGGACGUGGCAGCCAUGACGUGAUUUUCUGAAUUUUUUGUUGAACCAGAUUACACUAUUAAUUAUAAAGAGAACUGUAGUUUAAGGGAAAUACGUGCAUUAUUCGUAACAGCAUCGUUUGCAAGCGGCUCAAUUAAGUGUUAACCGAGAAAUCCAGUGCGUAAUAUAAUUAAGAAAGAAAGUGUACAGUGAAAUUAAGAACGUUGCAAUAUUCCAAACAACAAAAAACAAAUCAAAACGUAACAGCAGAAAUCAAAGAGGACGACGACAAGGCACAGCAAUCCAACAAAUAACCAACCAAUCGGCAACAAUUAAACAAGCCACAGCCGCCGCAGUUGGAGCAGCAUCAAACAAUACGGUCAUUUGAAAGCUUAAAGCACUCCGCCCAUCGCACUUACCAACACUGCACUGUGAGCGAGAGAGCGAGCGAGCGAGCGAGCAACAGCUGAUUGGGAUAGUUGUUGUUGCUGCUGUUGGGGAAACGGCGCAGAGAGAGAGAGAGAGAGAGAGAGAGAGAGCGAAACUACUACGUGUGACGUGUGUGGGGGCAUACAGGUGGCAGAACAGCUGUUCCAACAACAAAAAAGCAAUACAACAAAGAUUCAUUAUUCUAGAAUAUCCCAUUACCCCGACUGCAGUUUUUCCAAGCAUAAAAAAUAACAAGUGGAGAGCAUCACAACAAAAACAACCAACAACAGGAGCAACAAACGCAUCUUCCAGAGGCACCCUUCCAGACGUCCAAACGUUCCACUUUGUGCGCUUCCUUCCUCCUUCCUUCCCUCCUUUACACACCCGUUUGGUCUAUCAUUCGGGCUGUUUUCCAUUAUUUUGCAACACUGGCUGGCCAAGCAUCCUGCCCACACUCUCAUCUAUCGCAUAUCGCCUCGCCAUUCAUCGUGCAACGGCACCAUCCAUAGAAGGAAAGGAAACAUUGGAAAUCACAGUUUGAACAUCUGAACAUCUGAUCUGAUCUGGUUCGAUUCGAUUUGCGGCUAAUUGCGCGCACGUUAUGACCAAUUCGAUUGCGUCAGCAAAAUGCCUGCCCAAUGCACUCUCGUCUGGCAAUUAUGGUAUGUCGCAAAGCCACCGUUACACCGAUGAUAGCAAGGAGUACAUCAUCGUCAAGCUCACCGACUCCGCCUUCCGUGCAAUCGAGGAAUACCAGCGGGAUGACAAUGCCAAACGCCUGCAGCCCGGCCAGCGGGCCAAGAUCCAGUUCAUUGGCAACACCGGCGUCAUACAGUUCCCAUCCCGACCCUCGAAGACCGAGGGCCAUACAAGCAGCAACAAUGGCAACAACCUACCUUCUGGCGGCAGCAGCAACACUGGCGGCAGCCACAUGGAUAAUGGAGGGCGUAAAUUUGGUUUCACCAUCAACAACAUGGAAGGUACCCUCGAGUGCGUACAGCAGCAGCAACAGAGCCUCGGCGUACUCGGUGCGGUCACGCUCCGGAUGCGGAUACAUGCCAACGACGAUGUCUACGAUACGACACGCACAAAAAUGGCCAUUGCCGAGGAGACGGAGAAGAGCAAGUGCAUACGGGAGAUCAAGCCAAAUCAGUCGGAUAUUGGGCGGAAGGUGAAGAAGGCCCCAUCAUCGUCCUCAUCCUCCCUGACGACGACGACGCCGACGACGCCGACGACGACAGCAUUUCAUCAUCACAGCAACAGCAGCAACAACAACAACAACAGUGGGAACAACAGCAACAGCAACAGCAGCAGCAGCAAUAGUUUUAAUAGCAACAGCAACAACAACAGUAGUCGUAAGUUAGGUACAUCGCCAUUUAAUGGUCUAGGAGUAGGAGGAGCACUAGGAGUAGCAGGAUCAGGAAUAGGAUCAUCAUCGUAUGCCACGUCGUAUGCGUCCGCCACAGCAUCACAGCGAUCGCCAAAUCCAAGUACGCUGGGUGGCAGCGGCACAGUCAAUGGCGGUGGAGCGUCGUCGAAUCGUUACCACAGCAACAACAACAGCAACAACUCGGCCUCCUCGCUGGCCUCUACAUUUGCCAAUGGAAUAUCGCAGGGCUACAACAUGAGCGGCAGCUCACCGAGGGACAGCCAGCCAAUCAACAAUAGCAACAGCAACCAUAUAACAACCACAACCUCCGCCAUAUCCUCUUCCUCGACAAAUGGGCGCAGCAAAAUGGUUAGUGGUGGUGGCGGCAACUCGAGGAGCGGCAACAAGUCAUCCGGUGGCAACAAAAUGUCUGAGGUGUCGCGGCGCACCAUUCGGGAGCGACUGAUCCACUUGCUGGCCCUCAAGGCCUUCAAGAAGCCGGAGCUGUUCGCUCGCCUGAACAACGAGGGAAUACGCGAACGGGAGCGAAAUCUGAUCACCAGCAUACUCAAGGACAUCAGCACGAUGGCGCAGAACACGUACAAUCUGCGGCGUCAGAUGUGGAACGAUGUGGACGAGAACUGGCCGUACUUUAGCGAGCAGGAGGUGCAGCAACUGAAGCGUCGCAAGCCACAGAAUCUGACGCCACCGAUGAGCUCCGAUGCGGGCAGUUCCACGUCCGGACAGAGCCCUACAUCGACGCAUACGGGGAGCCCACCGCCGCAUGGCAAUGGCGGUGGAGUGGGUGGCGGUGGUGGUGGAUCUGGGGGCGUUGGUGGCGGCAGCCUGAAGCGUACAAGCCUGGAGUACGACGAGACGAUGUUCAGCACGGUGCAGCCGAAGAAGCAGCGCAUCAGUCACUACAAGAAAGACACUCCGCCCUCUGCCACAUCGUACUCGUCCUCCUCCUCAGUGUCCGUGUCUGCCUCGUCCUCCUCCUCCUUCUCGAACCGAAACCGAUACACGCCUCCGCAGCGCCAAGGAGGUCCGCUGGAUGAUCACAUUAGCAGUGAUCUCAGCUACAAUGUCCUCGACAACAUGGAGGAGUUUAUGAGCACAACGGCGGCGGCUGCUGCAGUGGCAGCAACAGCAGCGACGCAACAGCAGCAGCAGCAGCACUCAAGGAGCAAUAGCAGUAGUAGACGUGGAAGCUCCUCCCAAAACGUUGGCAACGGCAGCAAGGAUAAGCGCAACUCAACCGGCAGCAAUUCGAGCAGUUCCAGCGGCUACGAGACACAGCUGGAGCGCAAUCGAUCGACGGCGACGACGACGGGAGGAGCGACGACGAGCAUGCCAGCGAAUCGCAGCAGUAAAUCCUCAACAACACCGCCCAAGCUGGCGACCAGCUUUGUGCCAGCAGCCACUGGAGGAGGAAAAGGAUCAGGGUCUGGAGGCAAGCAGCGUUCUUCGACGGCGCCCAAUCUGCCACUGCAACAGCAGAAGCAUCAGCAGCAGCAGAGCGACUACAACUCAUACAACAACAACACACAUGCGGCCUCCAACAGCAAGAAGCGUACGAGUAGUGGUGCAGGUGCAAGUGCAGGUGCAGGUGCAGGUGCAUCAUCAUCCAGCGACAGAGGGCAGCGUCAGAGAAGCUCAAACUCAAGCUCAAGCUCUGGCUCUUAUCAACAGGUUCCAACUCCCUCCUCCGCCAACGCAUCCCGUUCCGCAUCGGCGUCGUCCGUCCAACAGCAGCAGCAGCAGCAACUGCAUCAGCAACAGCAGCUUGAGCAGCAGCAGCAGCAGCAGCAUAGCCAUCAGCAGCAGCAGCAUCCAUCGCCGACACAGCAGUUGGCAGCGGCCACCCAUGCGUAUGCGAAUGCGGAUGUCGAUUCGUCCUCGUGCCCACGCUACGACUUCAGCCAAUACGUUCCCAUACGUUCACUGGAAGUGCGUAGACGCUACAAGACUGAAUUUGAGAGCGACUACGAUGAGUAUCGGAAGCUGCUGACCCGUGUGGAGGGUGUCCGCAAUCGCUUCCAGACCCUCUCUGAGCGCAUGGACAGCGCCCGGCGUAGCGACAACGGCUACGGAGACUACGAUCAGAUCAAGCGGCAGAUUGUCAGCGAGUACGAGCGGAUCAAUAACGAUCGCACCAUACGUGAGGAUAAGCAGCGGUUCGACUACUUGCAAGCCAAGCUGGCCCACAUUAAGCAGCUGGUUACGGACUAUGACCAGACAUUGAUCACAUUGCAGGCGACUCCUGCCCCAACGCCUGCGCCAGCGCCAGCGCCAACGCCAACGCCUGCACCGGUUCCUGCUACUGCUCCUGUGGAAGCAGCACAAAUGGCGGCACGACACGCGGAACAGCAGCGGAGACAGCAGCAGCAUCAUGCGGUUGAGACGAUAGAACAGCAUUAUCCUCAGCAUCAGCAUCAGCAGCAACAGCAACAGUCGCAGGAGCAUCAAAGCGAUUCGGAUAGCAGUUCCGAUAGUUCGGAUGAUGAUGAUGAGGAUUGCGAAGAUUCUAACUCCAAUACCGAUGACGAUCAGAACCGCGACCGCUACUGAUACACACACACAACUGCAACAACAUCUUUGAUGAUCCGCUUAGCCCUUCCUAACCCUUAACCCUAACCUCCCCCAUGUAAAAAGGCAAAACAAACAAACAAAA